This is a messenger RNA of Danio rerio (zebrafish), 6118 nucleotides long. The record is from RefSeq and is a predicted model, not a curated record. NCBI's taxonomy places the organism in Eukaryota, Metazoa, Chordata, Actinopteri, Cypriniformes, Danionidae.
UGGUGCGAACAAGAUGCUUUCAACAGUGGUCAUCAUGAAUCAACUCAGGGAGGCGCACAUCAGCCGAUUUAUCCCUUUCAAGCACCAGUAGAAGAAGAAGAAGAAGAAGAAGAAGAAGACGCGGAAGACGUCGAAAGACCACAGCGCCCCCAGCAGAAUCAGGAGGCCGGAAGCGUCAGCAAACACAGCAAUAUCAAAGACUUUUACGAGUCGCCUGCUUAUUGUCUGAUUCGUGAAUAUCUAGACAGAUAUGAGGUAAAAAUUAAUGCUCUAUCGGAUUCUAUUGACCAGCAGCAGCGUGUGAUAGAAAAUGUCAAGGAUUUCUUGUCUGAGCAACAGCGACGUAUGGAUGAAAAAAUUGGGGAGCUUCAACAAUUGAUGGUGAACAGAGCGGUGGUGCAGUCACUCAGGAAACUAGUGCUUCUGCUACUGUUAACACCCAACUGACAGAUGAUGGUUUUGAUGAUGAUGAUGACGACGACAGUCAUUCAACUAGCCAUGCAACACACGGUAGGACUGAUAUUGAAUCAACACACCAGUCAAAUGUCGAUGAUGAACAACCAUCAACCUCAAAUGUUGCGGAGCCUUUAAGGCAUAGGCCAACAAGACAGAUAGACAUUGAAACAUUGUUGAGAGAUGGCGGUAAUGUAAACGAAUAUCAUGUUUUACCAAGGCCUCGUUUCAAUAGUGUAUCGUUGCGUAGGACAUUGAAUAUGAGUGAAAUAAGAUCUCAGGAUUUAGCAUCGUACCACAUACGUUUACACGAUACCAUGGAUGACAUUGUGUCAUUCGCUAGACAGAUUGGCGGUGAUGGUAGCGUCAUCAAUUUAUGCCUUCGAACACCCACUCUGAAAUCGGAUGUAAAUGCAGUUUUAACACCUGGUAAUAAUUACGACGUUAAUCUUUUUACAGAUCAAAUUGCAAAAAUUUUACAGAGCGAUGAUCGGUUAUCAGCUAACGAAACUGUUGAGAUUGAAGCAGAGGUUGUAAUGAACAGACUAGGAGGAGGUCGCCGUAAACUUACGGAUUUGGCUUUUGAUCAGGUAAUCAAAAGAAAAAAGACGAGCUUGUUUAUACCUACAAAUAUUUCAAACAAAUUAUGUUUCUCUAUCUGUAUAGCACAUUUUCUAGACCCUAAAUUACCUGAGUGUGAAUUAGAAAACCAUGCAUCAAUCAUACACAAUAAAGUGGGUCUUGCUAUCCAAGACAAGGUUGGUUUUCAUGACAUAGCAAAAUUUGAAAACAUGCUUGACAUCAAGAUUGUUGUUUUUUAUAGGACAAACACCGGUGUGUUACAAACAUACGUAAAUAACACCGAACCUCACGACAAAACGGUGUACCUUUAUUUACAAGACGAACAUUACUACAUGAUUCUCAAUCUGAAAUCAUUCAUAGGUGCUAACUUUGUGUGUGAAUUCUGCUAUAAGGGGUACACAUCGCUGCGAAAUCAUCAAUGCAAACAUGUCUGUAACGUCUGCUUUGACAGCGAAUGUUACAAGCAUCCUAAAAAAAUCAUUCAUUGUACCGAUUGUUUGCGCUACUGCAAAUCUUCUUACUGCUACCAAGCUCAUAAGAAACCUAUGCUUGAAGGAGAAAAAGUACCUUGCAACGUUAUAAAAUACUGCAAGAAAUGCAAUAGACGGUACGAUAAGAAAAUGUCUAAACACAUAUGUGCACCAAACCGUUGUGGUGCAUGUCGUGAAGAACUUGUCCCUGGUGGAGAACAUGAGUGUUUUAUUAAAACAGUAGCACUCAAAGACCCUCAGAAUAAAUACAUCUUUUACGAUUUCGAGACUCGUUAUGAAAAUGGGAGACACGUAGCAAAUUUUGUCUGCGCAAUAACGUUUUGUGGUGAAAGAUUUGUAGCCGGGGGGUCUGACUGUGUGAAAAAAAUGAUCGAUCAUUUCAGAAAACCCAAAUACGAAGGCUAUUGUUUCAUAGCUCAUAAUGCAUCCGGAUUUGACUCCUUUCUAAUUCUUGAAUAUUUUUGUAAAGCAGGUCUUCAAAUGGACAUCAUCAUGAAAGGAUGUAAAUUAAUCUUCAUGUUCGAUGUUUCAUUUAAGCAACGCUAUAUAGAUAGCAUAUCCUUCAUACCGAUGGCUCUGUCUAAGAUGCCGGCAGCAUUAAAUCUCACCACAACAGAAAAAGGCUACUUUCCGCAUCAUUUCAAUAGAUUAGAAAAUGAGAACUACGUAGGACCUUAUCCUGACAAAAAGUAUUAUGGUUACGAAAACCUAUCGGAAAAAGAUCAGGCAAAGUUCGAUGCGUGGUACGCUACUACUUCAGGGGAGGUUUUCGACUUCAAGGAACAGUUGUGCCAAUAUGGUGUAAAUGAUGUUGUCUUGCUCCGUGAAGCAUGCAUGACAUACAGAGAAUCGUUCAUAGAGUGUACACAAAUCGAUCCAUUUAGUUACACAACUCUUCCUAGUUGUUGUAUGGGAAUUUUCAAGACACACUAUCUGAAAGACCACACUAUUGCUCUAACCCAUGAAAAUGCAUACAUUCGGCAAAAUAAGACAUUCUCGAGUGUCUCGAUUGAAUGGUUGGAGUAUUUAAAAAAGACUAGAAACGUUGACAUUCAUCAUGCUCUGAAUCAUGGUGAAAUGCAAAUUGGUCAAUACUUUUUAGACGGCUACUACGAACAGGACGAUUCAAGGUAUGGCCUUGAUUUUUUGGGGUGUCUGUUUCAUGCGCACCAAUGCCGUUAUGAGCCUCACAAACUCCACCCCAUGUCGGGUGUACCCUUUGGUGUUCUCAGACGUCAAGUUGACGAAAAAAUUGAAAUUCUACAAAACGCUUAUGGCUUAAAAGUAGAGAUUAUCUGGGAAUGCGAAUGGUCUAAAAUGAAACAAACAGACCCUUCAGUGAUAGAAUUUAUGAGCACUUAUUCGGCGCCUGAAAGACUGAAACCAAGAGAUGCGCUUUUCGGAGGUCGUACCAAUGCUUAUAAGUUGUAUCACAAAGUGGGGGAGGGGGAGACCAUUUCUUAUCUGGAUGUCACAUCUCUCUAUCCCUUUGUUAUGAGUACAAAGACGUAUCCAAUAGGGCACCCCGAAAUAAUUUUCAACGACUUUCAGCCGAUCGAAAAUUAUUACGGUCUUAUUAAGGCAACUGUGUAUCCGCCCCGAAAAUUACUACAUCCGGUCCUCCCUUACAGAUGCGGCGGUAAACUCAUGUUCCCGUUAUGCAGAACAUGCGCACACGAUGAAAACCAAACAUCGAGAUGUAAUCAUACGGAUGAUGAGAGGGCCCUUAGUGGGUCGUGGGUCAGUGUUGAACUUUUAAAAGCGAUUGAGAAAGGGUAUGUCGUGGUCAAAGUCGACGAAGUUUGGCAUUUUCCUGAAAGGUCAGACAAGUUGUUUAGCGAAUACGUUAAAACGUUUUUACGUUUAAAACAACAAGCAUCCGGAUACCCUUCAAACGUUACCACUGAUUCUGAAAAAGAGACAUACAUUCGCAAAUACUAUGAGAGAGAGGGGAUUCAACUUGACCCUUCACAGAUCACUCAUAACCCGGCCCAAAGGGCUAUAAACAAGCUAAUUUUAAAUGCAGUUUGGGGACGUUUCGCGAUGCAGUCUCAGCAUUCUGUUACGCAACUUGUACGAGACCCUGAAGAAUUCACCACGAUUGUUUUCGGUAAAACUGAUGCAUUGAAAUAUUUUACUUUCAUCUCAGAUGAUGUAGCGUUAGUCCAAUUUCAACCUACCGAAGAUAGUCAUCGCAUUAUUCGUGACAUUAACGUAUUCAUAGGAGCGUACACAACUUCGUGGGCGCGGUUAGAAUUGUACAAAUUGAUGGACAAACUUGGCGAUCGUUUAUUAUACUCUGACACAGAUAGUGUUAUUUUUGUAUCCAAGGCCGGUGACUGGAUGCCACCUCUGGGUGAUUAUUUGGGGGACUUGACAGAUGAAAUAGGCGAUGGUGAUUAUAUUACCGAGUUUUGUUCCAGCGGACCAAAGUCGUAUGGUUACCGUACCGCUUCCGGUAAAGUCUGCAUGAAAGCUAAGGGUAUAACUCUGAAUGCUAAAAAUUCCCAAACGAUAAGAUUAGACACAUUGAUUGGUCUGGUUGAUGGGUAUGUUACAUCAGGCGAUGACUCUCGAUACAUUUUAGCUCAAGCUGACAACAUUGUCAGGAAUAAAAAACACCUCACACUCCACAACAAAUCAGUCGUUAAAAAGUUCAAGGUGGUGUAUAACAAGCGAAGACUUUUACCCGACUACACAACUCUACCUUAUGGCUUUUAAUUCAAUGUAUAGAGGAAUGCGUGAAAUGGUUGAUUUUGAUUUCAGACUUCAACAUCCGUUUUCAUGUGUCAUAAGUGGACCAUCCAAUUCAGGGAAGUCCUUUUUUGUAAAAAUGUUAUUGGAAAAUGCUGUAAAUAUGAUUUCUAAAAAAAUUGAUAAUGUUGUUUUCCUGUAUGACUGUUGGCAACCUUUGUAUGACGAAUUGCUUAAAUUGUAUGACAUUAAAUUCAUUGAAGGUAUACCUCAGAGUCUGAAUGAUGAUCAUCUACUACCUCGUGAUAAAACAAACUUGUUGAUUAUCGACGAUAUGAUGAAAGAAGCAAGCGGUAAUUCCGAAAUUGAAAAAGUCUUCACGCAAUACGUUCAUCAUCGUAAUCUCUCUGCAAUUCUUAUCGUGCAAAAUUUGUUUGUUCAAGGUAAAUCCAGCAGAACCAUCAGUUUGAACACAAAUUAUUUAAUAUUGUUUAAAAACCCCCGUGAUGCUAAUCAAGUAGCGGUGUUGGGGCGUCAAAUGUAUCCUGGUAACACAAAAUAUUUUAUGGAAUGUUAUCAAGAUGCCGUCAAGAGUCCUUUCGGGUAUCUCAUGAUUGACUAUAAAGCUAAAACACCUGAACAAUUUCGACUCAGAACAGGAUUGUUUUCAGAUCGUCAGGUGGUCUAUCUCCAGAAAAAAAGAAGAUCGUGAUAACGAACCAUGUCCGCGAGACUAUGUAAACAUUUACCUGUAUUAAAAAUGUUACAUAAAUCUACAGCUAAACAAAGACGACUUAUUCUCCAGUCAGCAUCUGACGAUCUCAUUUUAGCUCUCUGCGAACUCGCUCUCAACAUCCUACACGGAGUUAUACCGAUCAACAACCAACAAUACAGAAAAUUGAAAAAGAAGAGGGCUGCGAUAAAAUUCCUCGCUAAUAAAAAAAUCAAUAUUGCGGCUAAGAAAAAAGUCUUUAAUCAGACUGGCGGAUUUCUUUUACCGCUCCUAAGCGUCGCUAUACCAUUUAUUUCAAGUUUGAUCGGUUCUAGACAGGGUUGAAGGAUGGAGUAUGCAGAGAAAAUGUAUCUCGUACCACAGAAUCAGCUGGACAAAAUACAAUCAACAAGCGCUCGUGAAAAUAUUCAACAGGUGGUAGAGAACGAUCUUGAUACGGCUAUAAGAAAUAUUUUACUCAGGACUGAUUUGGAUCAACGUGAAAAAGUUAAACUUUACUCAAACAUCUUAACCAGAUAUUUAACAAUUGUUAAACUAGGCGAUCGUGAGAGUAGUGUUUUAACGCUAUCGCUACCAAACCCUGAAGACGAACAUAAAGUUAACUCUGACGAAACACAUGCUGAAGACAACUCAAAAGAUGAUGUGACGUCUGAAGUUCUAAAGAACGUUCCGACAAAACGUGUGAAAAACAGCAAGUAUAUAUUAGACAAAAUGUCUAAAGCUAAAGAUCUCAGCUCCUGGUCCGAGUCUGGUGAGUUUGUGUUUAAGGGUAAAACCAUACCUGGUUCACACAUGCUCGAUUUAAUAAACAACGUUACAGCUCCGCAACAAGUACGAGAUGACCGAAGACCUAAAGGAUGGACGGAGUUUCUUCAAGCAUGCGCAGAAUUAAACAUACCUUUUUCGACUAUACCAAACCAACAAGUACGGAGUAAGAUUAUUAGUUUAAAAAACAACCCUAUUGACGAUGAUCAGGAGAUUCUGUCUACUAAAAAAACUACGCGUAAAAAGAGAAAAAAUCAGCAAAGGACACAACUACUAGAAGAGGACAUGUUUGUUUCACCUACUCGUGAUAAGAGUCGAUGGAUGCAUUUUUAAUGUCAACAUGUUUCAUGUUUUUUAUGUUUUGUGUAUCACUAUCUUGAAAUAAAAUUCAACAAACAGA